This is a messenger RNA of Lepus europaeus (European hare), 2383 nucleotides long. It is a transcript of the gene NELFA, whose product is annotated as negative elongation factor complex member A. The record is from RefSeq and is a predicted model, not a curated record. Gene Ontology annotation, cellular component: NELF complex. Gene Ontology annotation, biological process: negative regulation of transcription elongation by RNA polymerase II. The transcript has 10 exons. Lineage: Eukaryota; Metazoa; Chordata; Mammalia; Lagomorpha; Leporidae. The coding region runs from base 79 to 1761 and encodes 560 amino acids.
CGCCAUGUUGGGGGUCCUCGCCAGGGGCGCGCAGGUGUCUGCGUAAGAUGCCGGCGCGGCGGCGCGGGCUCCCCCAAGAUGGCGUCCAUGCGGGAGAGCGACACGGGCCUGUGGCUGCACAACAAGCUGGGGGCCACGGAUGAGCUGUGGGCGCCGCCCAGCAUCGCGUCCCUGCUCACGGCCGCCGUCAUCGACAACAUCCGCCUGUGCUUCCACGGGCUCUCGUCGGCCGUGAAGCUCAAGCUGCUGCUCGGGACGCUGCACCUCCCGCGCCGCACCGUGGACGAGAUGAAGGGCGUGCUGAUGGAGAUCAUCCAGCUGGCCGCCCUGGACUCGGACCCCUGGGUGCUCAUGGUCGCCGACAUCCUCAAGUCCUUCCCGGACACCGGCGCGCUCAACCUGGACCUGGAGGAGCAGAACCCCAACGUGCAGGACAUCUUGGGGGAGCUCAGGGAGAAAGUGGGCGAGUGCGAGGCGUCGGCCAUGCUGCCGCUGGAGUGCCAGUACCUGAACAAAAACGCGCUGACCACGCUGGCCGGGCCCCUCACGCCGCCCGUGAAGCACUUCCAGCUGAAGCGCAAGCCCAAGAGCGCCACGCUGCGGGCCGAGCUGCUGCAGAAGUCCACGGAGACGGCGCAGCAGCUGAAGCGCAGCGCGGGGGUGCCGUUCCACACCAAAGGCCGCGGCCUGCUGCGCAAGAUGGACACCACAACCCCCCUCAAAGGCAUCCCGAAGCAGGCGCCCUUCCGGAGCCCCACGGCGCCCAGCGUCUUCAGCCCCACCGGGAACCGGACCCCGAUCCCGCCGUCUCGGACGCCGCUGAGGAAAGAGAGGGGCGUGAAGCUGCUGGAUAUCUCCGAGCUGGACAUGGUCGGCGCCGGCCGCGAGGCCAAGCGGCGGAGGAAGACCCUGGCAGAUGCGGAAGCGGUGGACAAGCCCGCCAAGGAGGAGACGGUCGUUGAAAACGCCACCCCGGACUACGCGGCCGGCCUGGUGUCCACGCAGAAACUUGGGUCUCUGAGCAACGAGCCGGCGCUGCCCUCCACGAGCUACCUGCCCUCCACGCCCAGCGUGGUCCCCGCGCCGUCCUACGCGCCCAGCGCCGAGACCCCCCCAGGUGCGCUUUGCAAAGUCAGAGCUGGGCCGGCUGAGCCCGGGCAGGGGAGCGGCCCCUCACCAGGCCCCUCUGCCGCAGCCCCGCCGUCCCGGGAGGCCAGCCUGCAGGCCGGCCAGCCGCCCGAGGAGCCCGGCGCCCCGAGCCCCACGCUGCCCGCGCAGUUCAAGCAGAGGGCGCCCCUGUACAGCAGCAGCCUGAGCCCCGCCACGCCGGCGCCCGCCGCGCCCUCCUCGCCCCUGACGCCCACCACGCCCCCGGCCACCACGCCCGCCACUCCGAUGGCCCCCGUGGCCAUGGUCCUGCAGGCACAGCCCCCCACCCAGCAGCAGCAGCAGCCUAAGAAGAAACUGUCGCUCACGAACGAGCAGAUGCUGGCUGCCCAGGAGAUGUUCAAGACCGCCAACAAGGUCACACGGCCCGAGAAGGCGCUCAUCCUGGGCUUCAUGGCCGGUUCCCGAGAGAACCCGUGCCAGGAGCAGGGGGACGUGAUCCAGAUCAAGCUGAGCGAGCACACGGAGGACCUGCCCAAGGCGGACGGCCAGGGCAGCACCACCAUGCUGGUGGACACAGUGUUCGAGAUGAACUAUGCCACGGGCCAGUGGACACGCUUCAAGAAGUACAAGCCCAUGACCAACGCGUCCUAGGGCCGGCCGCCGUGGCCACGAGCCCUGAGAGACCCACGGCGGCCCCGGCCCGGGCCUGUUUGUUCUUAGAGCUAUUUUUCUGGGGUGUGGGCUGUAACGUGGGGUACUUUUGUGUGAUCUGACACUUUUUUUGGAUUCAGUAUACAUUUCUGGAUGUUGACAUUAACCAGAAAGUUGUGAUUUGUAACGUUAGUGACAGCUGUGCCUGUGGGAGUUUUACCUUUUUUCCUUAAAACCCACUGACGGCAGCGCGGGUCUUUCUUGGGUAGCUGAGCCCCGCUCCUCCCCCCCCGGGGCCCAGAGGGUCCACAGAGCCUCGUCUGGUAGCCGUGGGGGCCCCCCUUCACUGUAAAACCUCUGCGUAAUUAAAGGCAGCUUUUCCAACAGAAGCCCCGGAGCCGUGCUUGGGGCCAGCGCUGCCCCGCCCCAGCUGCCGGCCCAGGGGGGCAGUGCUGCUGCUCGCCCGGCCGCGCCACCUUUCCUGGGGUGGAGAGCAGAGCUGUCCUGAAAGACCGGGGCCUGCUGGGAAGCUCCGUCACCCAGCGCAAACGCAGAACACGAGCCACAUAAAAUAAAUAAGAAAAAAGCCUUUAAAAAUGUUUUAAUACAAAAAUACUCAUAC